UGUACAGCGACCACUUCUUCUCCAGAGCAUCAAACUUGUUGCAGAGAGACAAAGCUGGAUUCCUGGUCGUAAUGCUGCUUCCUCCAGUCCCAGUACUGGUCACACUGACAUUGGAACUACUCCUGGUAAUGGUGGACGUCACUGUACGAGUACCAUCAUCCCGACGAACGACAACGGGAGGAGCUACCAAGUGCAUGAUGGGAUAGAUAGAUCUUAUUCAAUUCCCUCCCCACCCUGGUCGCCACCACUAGUACAUGUAGCUACCUAGCCAGCUGUUGAUGACCCUUGCCAGCACGAUCGAUAAUUUGUUUGACAAUGGGCAGUGUUCAUGAGCUCACUUGGAGGGCAACAAGACGUCCGUUCCACUUUGGUGCUGUGGUCGUGGUGUCGCUCCUUGUCUAAACAUUGUGAGGGAGUAUGCCGUGGCGCCGGAAUGGUUUUGGUGAUUAAGGGGAGCUCCGCUACAAUCCUCUAAGUAACACAAUUCGGCGACCUUAGGCUUCGGGCAGCAAGCGGCUGGACAUGCUUUCACACUUGCCUCCACUAAAUCUGUUUGGACCGUUGUUUCGUCUCGACCUUGGCGUUGACUUCCAGAGAGCACCUCAAAAGCUGCGCCACCACCAAUGUAGGCUCCUUUCGAGCACCCAACCAAGCUAGUGCACGAAAGAAGAAACAAAAAGUAAGUCAAUGAGUUGAAGCCUCCAAUGGUGGUACCGUACUAUUUCAUCCGCUCCCAGCCAAGUACCCAGGUUUUGCCUUGACUAUCUCAAGAGCCAUGCACAAGAUCUUGCCUUCGAGACCUCUACAAGUGAUUGCGUUCUUGUUAGCUUUGGGGUUUCUGAUUCAGCAUUUCAAUGAUAGUCUCUUAAGUGGUCCGGCAUCUGAUGUUGCUAGGCGCUCCAUCACAGCUAUUGAAUCUCCAAAGUCAAACCGAGAUCCUGCUGCGACCAAUGCUACCAAUGCAACCAGAAAUAGCAACAGCAAUAGUGAUCAAGUCUCGACAAAGUCGUUCCCAUCCUUUCAACAUGGAGGCUUCAUUGUUUUUCUACACAUACCCAAGACUGGUGGCACUACCAUUCGAAAAACAUUUCAAAAGCUACCGGGAGUCACCUACAUGUUCUCCAACAGAAGAGCCAAGUACGAAACACUGGUCCAGGAGGUUCAUCAGAACUGGUUGACUAAAAGGAACAACGCUGACGGCAACAACAACAACAACAACAACAAGAUCUCAAGAAUAGGCAUACUCGAAAUACACGCCAGAAACAAUCCCACAUUGCUGGAAAUCUGUUCGCAACUGCAUCAAUGGAGAGAAACAGCGGCGCAGAAUCGAGUACCCUUUUUUGCGUUUACAAUCCUUCGUGACCCAACAUCUUUUGCAAUUAGUUACUUUAACUACUAUCAUGGUAUGCAAUGGGAAAAGCGGCGAUUCGAGUACUUACCAACAGAACAAAUGACGGAAGAAAACUUUUUGAGGACCAUGCACUUGUCACCACAGUGUUUGUUUUUGACACGUUCGGAACAAGCCUAUCAAAGAAAUCAUCCAGAACUCCGGGUCAACCUGACCCAGAGCGAAUGCGAAAGUGCCUAUAAAUGCUUGCAAGGCACUAUGGAUUGGAUUGGUACCACAGAACGGCUCCACAAUGAGACUAUUCCGUUACUCAAAAACCUUCUUGUCACCAGUGGCGUGCCCACUACUGGCAAGAACCAAACAGGAACCACAUCACAGCAAGGACAACGAACCAACGUCAAGGUGGAGAACGCUGGUCCCAGGAUCUUUGGAAAGCACAAUAUUAGCAGCACCUCUUGGGAGCGGCUCGAGAGAAUGACACGGUGGGACCAAGAUAUGUACCAAAAAGCGAUAAAGGAGUACAAGUGUCAGAACAAAUCUCAAGAACUUUUCUAAGGACUCAUUAUGCCUCUUC
Messenger RNA from Seminavis robusta, 1922 nucleotides. The record is from the annotation of a GenBank genome assembly. Lineage: Eukaryota; Bacillariophyta; Bacillariophyceae; Naviculales; Naviculaceae.